Molecule: messenger RNA, 4341 nt
Organism: Sclerotinia sclerotiorum 1980 UF-70
Lineage: Eukaryota; Fungi; Ascomycota; Leotiomycetes; Helotiales; Sclerotiniaceae
Exons: 4
Coding region: 1-4341 (1446 amino acids)
Biological process (GO): amino acid biosynthetic process; sulfate assimilation
Cellular component (GO): sulfite reductase complex (NADPH)
Molecular function (GO): heme binding; 4 iron, 4 sulfur cluster binding; sulfite reductase (ferredoxin) activity
Source: RefSeq, a predicted model, not a curated record
AUGGCUUCUGGAAAGAUUCGUACACCGGAAGAAGCUGUGGCAAGAAUCGCAUAUUUGUCCAGCGAUGUAAUUGUCUCAGUACAGCCUGCACAUUCAAUUGAAUCCGAGUUCUCUUCACAUUUACAAAGAUAUGCCGGAAGAAAAGAUCUAAGUCUUGUUGCUGCCAGUGGAAAUGGGGUUCCCGAGGAGGCACAAGAUAUUGCCGUGACUGCCCAUGCUCUUGCUAUCAAGUCAGGAAAGGGUGUCAUUCAUUUCUUUGAUUCCAGAUCGGCAGAGAGUGACAACGAUGUUGAUUUCGAAAACCCUGAUGUUGUUUCAAAGAUUUUGAAUAUUGAUUCCGUCAGAGUCUAUCAAAGCAGCAAGAUUGGAGGUUCUAGCAUACAUGCUGAUGAUGGAAGAAUUGCAACUAUUUCCGAGAACGCUGCGACGGGUGUCACAUCCGGUGGGGAAAACAACGCUGAGUCUGCUGUACCAGGUCAAACAACUACUGAAGUACCAUCCAAGGCUUCUUCUGUAGGAUCUUCGAAAUCUUCUUCAGUAAGAGCAAGUAGCGUGGAUAGCAGUACUUCUUCCGCCACAACAGUCGAUUCGCCAAAUGUACGGGCCGUAAGCUCAGACGACAUCUAUAACUUUGUCUCUGGUAUCUGGGAUCAGUUGAAAUUGAUGGUUGGCCGAGAAUAUAGCCCUUUCGAAUAUACUGGUCCAUCAAACGCUGAAAAUGCUUUGUUCAUUUUUGGAUCAGAUGUUGGAUCGUUUGCUCGAGCCAUCGAUGAAGGUCCCGAUGAAAUUUUCGCAAAAGCCGGUAUUAUUACUGCGCGUUUAUAUAGGCCAUGGCUGGGCUCUAAACUGAUUGAGGCCAUUCCUAAAUCUAUCAAGAGAAUUGCUGUGCUCGAACAAAUCAGAAGAAAGACAACCAAAUGGGGACCAUUACUUUUGGACUUGCUUACAACACUCAAAGCAGGACCAGGAGGCGGUGUAGAAGUUAUUGUUGGACACCAAUUGGGAUUUAUUGAACCAGACACAGUACGACAGGCUCUCCGUGGCGUUGUACAGAAUUUAGUUUCUGAGAAGCCAAUUCAAAAUCUUGAGGUUGGAAACCCUGAUGGACCAAAUGAAUCUUCAAAUGGAUACGCUCUAAGCCAACCAAAAGUCGAGUCCGCCUACAUGAAGAUAUUAGAUCAAAUUUUUGGUAAGAGACUUCAUUUGGCGAACCAGAUUGAUUCGAAGAAUGCCGGCAUCUCUUCGACCAUUGCCUCAAACCCAGAAUUUGGCUUCGGUUCUCUGCUUGCCAGAAAGGAGCAUCGCCAAAGAUUUACCGAGGAAAUUAAGGAGGCGGCAAAAUCCAAUGAAUUCAUAACCGAGGCGCCCAAAUCAUGGCUGUCAAAAUGGUCUGUGGGUGCCGAUGAUGAAUUAGCAGAUGAAAUUAUUGCUCGCCUUGAGACAGAUGGGUCUGCAUUAUCACAAAAGUUACUCGCAAAGAAGGGAUUAUUCCGUAAGGAAUCUCCUUGGCUGGUUGGUUCUGAUGCAUGGGCGUACGACCUUGGAAAUUCAGGGGUACACCAUGUCAUUGCAUCUGGUGAGAAUGUCAACAUGCUCAUCAUCGACUCCACUCCAUACUCGGAGCGCUCAGCCGCCGAUGCUGAGAGAAGGAAGAAGGACAUUGGUCUUUAUGCCAUGAACUUUGGUAAUGCUUAUGUUGCGUCUGUCGCUGUAUACAGUUCUUACACCCAAGUUCUCCAAGCAAUGAUUGAGGCAGAUCAAUUUAAUGGUCCAUCCGUUGUUGUUGCUUAUCUCCCUUACUUCAAAGAGAAUGAUUCUCCUUUGACUGUUCUCCAAGAAACUAAGAAGGCGGUGGAUCUUGGUUACUGGCCAUUGUACAGGUGGAACCCUGACAAUGAAGAGAAGGGAGAGGUUAACUUCUCCCUGGAUUCUGAGCGAAUUAAGAAGGAACUUAAGGACUUUUUGGCUCGUGAUAAUCAUCUUACUCAAUUGAUGAAGAAGCAUCCCGAGUUCUCAUCCAAUCUUUCCGAAGAUUAUGGUACCGAGGUCCGUGCCUUGCAAAAGAGAAAGGCAAAGGAUGCAUACAAUGAGCUUCUUGAAGGUAUGCUCGGUGCACCUUUAACUAUUCUCUUUGCUUCAGACAAUGGCAACGCUGAAUCUCUAGCAAAGAGAUUGGGCAAUAGGGGUAAAGCACGAGGUUUGAAGACAAUUGUUAUGGCCAUGGAAGACUAUCCUAUCGAGGAUCUCGCCACCGAAGAAAACAUCGUUUUCCUAACGAGUACCGCUGGUCAAGGAGAGUUCCCACAAAAUGGUCAUGCAUUUUGGGAAGCGAUCAAGGACAACACCGAUCUGGACCUCACAUCGGUUAAUUACUCUGUAUUUGCUCUUGGUGAUAGUCACUACUGGCCCCGCAAAGAAGACAAACACUACUACAACAAGCCAGGAAAGGACCUCGAUCGUGUUUUAGCAAAUCUCGGCGGAAAGCGUCUUGCCGAUGUUGGAUUGGGAGACGAUCAAGAUCCAGAUGGAUACCAAACUGGUUACCAAAACUGGGAACCUAUCAUUUGGCAAUCCCUUGGAGUUGACAAAGUUGAAGGUUUGGAACCUGAAGCCCCACCCAUCACUAACGAGGACAUCAAGAUUGAAUCGAACUACCUUCGUGGUACUAUUGAAGAAGGAUUAAAGGAUAUGUCAACUAUGGCCAUUUCUGCUGCUGAUCAACAAUUAACCAAGUUUCACGGUACAUACAUGCAAGAUGAUCGUGACCUUCGGGAUGAACGUAAGGCACAAGGCCUUGAGCCUGCCUAUUCUUUCAUGAUUCGUUGCAGAUUGCCCGGUGGUGUUUCCACUCCAAAACAAUGGAUUCAAAUGGACGAUGUCAGCAACGAAUUCGGAAAUGAAACCAUGAAACUCACCACCCGUCAAACGUUCCAGUUCCAUGGAGUCAUCAAAACUAAGCUCAAGGGUGCCAUGCGUGGUAUCAAUAAAGCUUUGAUGACCACAAUCGCUGCCUGUGGUGAUGUCAAUCGUAACGUCAUGUGCAGUAGUUUGCCAACUGCUUCGAAGUACCACAAGCAAGUUUAUGCCAUCUCCCGGAAGAUUUCUGAUCACCUUUUGCCAUCUACAACUGCUUAUCACGAGAUUUGGCUCAAGGAUGAAAACGACAAGAAGGUUCAAGUAGCUGGUGACGCUGUUCAGGAUUAUGAGCCUUUAUAUGGUCCUACUUAUUUGCCAAGAAAGUUCAAGAUCACUAUUGCCAUCCCUCCACACAAUGACACUGAUGUUUAUGCUCACGAUGUCGGUCUUAUUGCUAUCAAGGGUGAUGAUGGUAAUUUGGCUGGCUUCAAUCUUCUCGUCGGUGGUGGUAUGGGUGUUACCCAUAACAACAAGAAGACAUAUCCUCGAACCGGAAGCUGCCUUGGAUAUGUUUCCAAAGAGCAAGCUCACAUCGCUUGUGAGAAGGUUAUGCUUGUUCAACGUGAUCACGGUGAUCGUAAGAACCGAAAGCAUGCUCGUCUCAAGUACACCGUAGAUGAUAUGGGUGUCGAUGUUUUCAAGGGCAAGGUCGAAGAAUUAUGGGGUCAAGAAUUCGAGAAGGCCAAGCCAUUCAAAUUCCAAAGCAAUAUCGACACAUUCGGCUGGGUUAAAGAUGAGACUGGAUUGAAUCACUUCACUCUAUUCAUUGAGAAUGGCCGUAUUGAGGACACUGCGGAUUUCCCAAUGAAGACUGGUUUACGGGAGGUGGCCAAGGUUCACAAGGGCGAAUUCAGAUUAACUGGUAACCAACAUUUGAUUCUCAGCAACGUUGCUGAUGAAGACCUUCCAGCGAUGAAAGAAAUGUUAGCCAAGUAUAAGCUUGACAAUACUUCUUUCUCCGGAAUGCGUCUUUCAUCCUCCGCUUGUGUCGCUUUCCCGACUUGCGGUCUCGCCAUGGCUGAAUCCGAACGUUAUCUCCCAGAACUCAUCACCAAGCUCGAGGGUGUGAUUGAAGAAAAUGGCCUGCGUCAAGAUUCCAUUGUUAUGCGUAUGACAGGAUGUCCUAACGGUUGCGCUAGACCUUGGUUAGCAGAAGUUGCUUUCGUGGGUAAAGCUUAUGGUGCCUAUAACAUGUAUCUUGGAGGUGGAUAUCAUGGACAACGUCUUAACAAGCUUUACAGAAGCAGUAUCAAAGAAGAUGAAAUUCUGGAAAUUAUGAAACCAUUAUUGAAGAGAUAUUCAUUGGAGAGAGAGGAGGGUGAACAUUUUGGAGAUUUCUGUAUUAGAAUUGGGAUGAUUAAGGAGACGACCGAGGGAAAGACUUUCCAUGAUGAUGUCGCCGAGGAAGAAUCUGACGAAGAAUGA